CAGACUCUGGAACAGGCUUGAAAAAUAUUGUUGUAUAUAUCUGCGUUAAACCGUAUUAUACAAAACAAUGUGGAGUAAUACUGGACUGUGGCACAGUGUCACAGCUGCGUAGCUGUGGGAGUUAUUGAAAAAGACAGGCUGUGAAAAAAUAUACAUUGCAUGUUUUUUUUUAGGUAUUCUCCUAAGGAGAACCCACAAAGAUACGUAAAAAUGCCUGGAAUGAUGGAUAAAGGGUCGGAGUAUCUAGGAAAGGGACGCUCAAACGGAACAAAAAACCCUUCAAAUGCAUCGAAUGGACAUUUUUCUGAUGAGAGUGGCAGUGACGACGAGCACGAUGUCGGAAUGCGUGUGGGGUCCGAUUAUCAAGCCAAUAUACCCGAAUUUGAUCAUGGUUCUACCAAAUACAGUGAUAAAGAUAGUGGGGGAAUGUUGGUGUGGUCUCCAUAUCACACCAUUGUCGACCCAAAAUUGGAUGAAUAUAUUGCCAUUGCAAAAGAGAAGCAUGGAUAUAAUGUUGAGCAGGCAUUGGGCAUGCUGUUCUGGCACAAGCACAACAUUGAAAAGUCCCUAGCAGACCUUCCCAACUUCACCCCCUUCCCUGACGAGUGGACCGUGGAGGAUAAGGUUCUGUUCGAACAAGCCUUCAGCUUCCAUGGAAAAAGCUUCCACAGGAUUCAACAAAUGUUACCAGACAAAUCCAUAUCCAGCCUUGUGAAGUAUUACUACUCCUGGAAGAAGACCCGGUCCAGAACCAGCCUGAUGGACCGCCAGGCCAGAAAGCUGGCAAACCGAAACGCUCAAGAUGAAAGUGAUGAAGAAAUGGAGGAGGCCAACCCCAUCGAAGCAAACGAUAGUGAUUAUGACCCCACCAAGGAGACGAAAAAAGAGCUAAUAGAAAGUGUACCCGCGCCUAUCCAGAGCCACACGGAGCCCCAGCCCCUGAGCUCCUCCAAGAUUGGGCUCGGCCGACGGGAGCACCUGACGCUCAUGCACCGGCACCACUCGCAGCGUUCCAAGUGCCGGCCGCCCAAAGGCAUGUACCUGACCCAGGAGGAUGUGGUGGCAGUGUCGUGCAGCUCCAGCGCUGCCAACACCGUCCUUCGGCAGCUGGACAUGGAGCUGGUGGGCCUCAAAAGACAGGUUCAAAAUGCAAAGCAACUGAACAGUGGUCUGAAACACAGGAUGGAAGCGGGCAUUGAUGACUUCAGGCUGCCGGAGUGCAGCCAAAAAGUUAAUGCUCGCUGGACAACAGAUGAACAGCUUCUGGCAGUUCAAGGUGUCCGGAAGUACGGGAAAGACUUCCAGGCCAUUGCCGACGUUAUCGGUAAUAAGACGGUAGGGCAGGUAAAGAACUUCUUUGUGAACUACCGCCGCCGGUUUAACCUGGAGGAGGUGCUGCAGGAGUGGGAGGCGGAGCAGGGAACUGGCACCCCCAACGGUGACACUGCCACCUCUGGCGAGGAGGGGAAGAACAGCUCCAACACCCCUUCUGGGAAGAGUAUGGACGAAGAGGAGGAGGAGGGUCAGGUGACCCCCUCGUCAGGCCCUUCUCCCGCUGCCACUUCCUCUUCAACUUUCCAAACCCUGGUGACAUCGUCGGCAACUUCGCUCAACCAGCCGCCCCCGCUCCUACGGCCCUCUCUGCCAGCCACCCCGGCCCUCCACAGGCAGCCGCCCCCUCUCCAGCAGCAGGCCCGCUUCCUACAGCCCCGGCCCGCGCUCAACCAGCCCCCCACUCAUCCGGCCCUCCAACCCCCCGCCCCGCGCCUCAAUCCCCGGCCGCUUGCCCCGACCUCAGCCCCCACCUCCACAGGGUGCCCAGGCUCCAGCCAGCCGCCCCCCACCCUGGUGGGCAUCCCAUCGGAGAUGCCGUCCUCCUCGCUGCACUAAGUGUGUGCUGUGCAAUGGCGAAUGAAGACAACGGAAAAGUCGGUGGUCGCUUUUUUUUUUUAACUUGGUCGUUUGUUUCCUUGUAUUUUUCUUGACAAUGAUCCGUUGUGUUCCUGAAAGUCGUCAAUCGUUGGUUGUUUAUGAGCAGAUUAUGUAUAUUAAUGAGAAACGUAAAGCCGUUGUGAAGUUUUUAAAGUCUAUGUAUAUUAGGUUAGGUCUUAGUUUUAUUUAUUUGAAAUCACAUCGUUUUUUUAAUUCACUCAUCUUUGGAUGGACUUGCUUAGAUGUUAUGUAUUGGUGAUGUUAAAGAUUUACUAGAAGCAUUGGUCCUGUUUGAAAGUGUUAUUGGCUUCUGGUUAAUGUAUAUUUUACAAACUGGCAAAAUUUGCAAGUGGUCUAUAAACAAGGUAUAUUGAAGACACUAUAAUGGACAGUACACCACCACUAGUGAACAGGUGGCGUUGCCAUAUUUCACUUCAAUUGUUUGAUUUGCUGUAACGCAUAUUUGUUCUUUGAGCGAAUAUAGACUUAUCUUUUAUAUAAGCAUUAUUUAUUUUUCUACUCGGUGCUAUGGACUCUAGACUGAUUUUUGCAUAUGUCCAGUAUAAUAAUAACCAUUGUGUAAGUGCUCUUACGCUUCUAGGCCAACUGUAUUUACGUGAUUGAAUUGAUCUAAACUGGAAGAAACUGAUUGAAAAAAAUGAUGAACCGGUUAAUAAAAUGAAUUUGUUUAAUGUAAUAUUAAGCUACGAGGAUGUCAAUGUCAGUGAAUCGAUUGUUGUAGUCUGUGACCCACAUUUUCAGGAAUUUGAUAUGUUUCAAUGAUUUUCAUUUAAGAUAUAUUGAAGAACAAAAUGUUUGACUUCUGUACAGUUGUGUGUAAUUUGUGUGCUUAAUUUUAAACUGUCAAGAUCAUACCUAAAACGACGCUUUUUUGUUUUUGUUUUAACGGUCGCCCAUCAGUAAUUCCCAGUGUAAGAUGAGGCAUAGUAUCUAACAUAUCCAUUCAAAUAAUUGUAACAUUUUGUUUUGUCUGUCCAGUUAUGAUCACUUUUUUUUUUUUACCACGUUUUGGAGUUAAUUAGUGCCGCUUCAUGUUCAGCGGUUGAAAGAUUCUGUAAAAUAUCCGAAAAUGUAUACAGUUGAAGUCGGAAGUUUACAUACACCUUAGCCAAAUACAUUUAAACUCAGUUUUUCACAAUUCCUGACAUUUAAUCCAAGUAAAAUUUCCCUGUUUUAGGUCAGUUAGGAU
Molecule: messenger RNA, 3142 nt
Organism: Oncorhynchus tshawytscha (Chinook salmon)
Lineage: Eukaryota; Metazoa; Chordata; Actinopteri; Salmoniformes; Salmonidae
Product: REST corepressor 3
Exons: 12
Coding region: 160-1890 (576 amino acids)
Biological process (GO): regulation of transcription by RNA polymerase II; negative regulation of DNA-templated transcription
Cellular component (GO): transcription regulator complex; histone deacetylase complex
Molecular function (GO): transcription corepressor activity
Source: RefSeq, a predicted model, not a curated record